Cadophora gregata is the source of this 3992-nucleotide messenger RNA. It is a transcript of the gene NUO78, whose product is annotated as NADH dehydrogenase (ubiquinone) 78K chain precursor, 5-prime end. Gene Ontology annotation, molecular function: iron-sulfur cluster binding; NADH dehydrogenase (ubiquinone) activity. NCBI's taxonomy places the organism in Eukaryota, Fungi, Ascomycota, Leotiomycetes, Helotiales, Ploettnerulaceae. The transcript is spliced from 6 exons. The coding region runs from base 213 to 2441 and encodes 742 amino acids. Gene Ontology annotation, biological process: ATP synthesis coupled electron transport. Gene Ontology annotation, cellular component: membrane. The record is from RefSeq and is a predicted model, not a curated record.
CUUGCGAAGUGGAGCUAGCCAAUCAGCGUCGUAGCUUAGCAAAUGACCGCCAGAUACACGCUAAGGCCAGACGAACCGAGCGAACCUCAAUGAGAGCUUCAUGAACGUCAGGACUGCAGAGAGAAGAGCUCAAGGUCCCAAUUGCACGCCCCCCGCCCUUCCUACGGUGUCGAUUUUCCUUUUUUGUGCUGUGAAGUCGACGAGAGGACACAAUGCUGCGGAAUUCUCUGGCACGGUCGGCGUUGCGGACGAGCAGGCAGAGCUCCAACGCGGCCAGGACAUUUGCGACCACAAGCAGGAGACAGGCUGAAGUUACACUCACUGUUGACGGCAAGCAGGUUUCGAUAGAAGCUGGUUCAGCGUUGAUUCAAGCAUGUGAGAAGGCAGGAGUUACAAUCCCUAGAUACUGCUAUCAUGAAAAACUCAUGAUUGCUGGAAAUUGUCGAAUGUGUCUGGUAGAAGUCGAAAGAGCACCAAAGCCUGUGGCAUCAUGUGCAUGGCCAGUACAACCCGGAAUGGUCGUAAAGACCAAUUCGCCCCUCACACACAAAGCCCGUGAAGGAGUUAUGGAGUUUUUGCUGGCCAAUCAUCCACUCGACUGCCCCAUUUGCGACCAGGGAGGAGAGUGUGAUUUACAAGAUCAAUCGAUGAGAUAUGGAGCCGAUAGAGGACGAUUUCACGAGAUUGGUGGCAAGCGUGCUACAGAAGACAAGAAUAUCGGACCAUUAAUCAAAACUUCGAUGAACAGAUGUAUUCACUGCACGAGAUGUAUUCGAUUCGCCAACGAUAUCGCAGGUGCACCAGAACUGGGAUCUACUGGACGUGGGAACGACAUGCAGAUUGGAACAUACCUUGAGAAGAACCUGGACUCCGAAAUGUCCGGCAACGUAAUCGAUUUGUGCCCAGUUGGAGCUCUCACAUCCAAGCCAUACGCAUUCCGAGCUCGCCCUUGGGAAUUGAAGCACACCGAAUCGAUAGAUGUUCUAGAUGGUCUUGGAUCAAACAUCAGAGUGGAUUCGAGAGGAUUAGAGGUUAUGCGAAUUCUGCCCAGACUCAACGAUGAUGUGAAUGAGGAGUGGAUCAACGACAAGUCCCGGUUUGCCUGCGAUGGACUGAAAACUCAGAGACUUACAAUUCCGCUUAUCCGGAAAGACAACAAGUUCCUCCCAGCCAGCUGGGAACAAGCAUUGGUCGAGAUUGGAGCUGCGUACAAGGACUUUGCACCCAAGGGUAACGAAUUCAAGGCAAUUGCUGGCGAUCUCGUUGAAGUCGAGUCUUUGGUUGCUUUGAAGGAUCUGGCCAACAAGCUCGGAUCAGACAACUUAGCUCUUGAUCAGCCAUCAGGUAGUCAGCCAAUCGCUCACGGAGUCGAUGUCCGCUCAAACUACCUCUUCAACUCGAAGAUCUGGGGUGUGGAGGAAGCUGAUGCUAUUCUUAUUGUUGGAAGCAACCCUCGCCACGAGGCCGCUGGCCUGAAUGCACGCAUCCGGAAGCAGUGGAUGAGAUCUGAUCUCGAGAUUGGCGUUGUUGGCGAGACCUGGCAGUCAACUUUCGAGUUCGAGCACCUUGGAGCUGAUGCUGCUGCCCUCAAGAAGGCACUUGCUGGCCCAUUUGGCAAGAAGCUGGCAGCUGCCAAGAAACCAAUGAUCAUCGUUGGAUCUGGUGUCACGGAUCACGCUGACGCUAAAGCCAUCUAUGAGAUGGUGGGUGCUUUCGUUGAGAAGAACGCUGCCAACUUCUUGACCGAGGAAUGGAACGGUUACAACGUCCUUCAACGUUCUGCAUCAAGAGCUGGUGCUUACGAAGUUGGAUUCACAACUCCAUCCGUAGCCGUUGCUGAGACUAAGCCUAAGUUCAUCUGGCUUCUCGGUGCUGACGAAUUUGACGCCGCAGAUAUUCCAAAGGAUGCUUUCGUUGUUUAUCAAGGCCAUCACGGUGAUCGUGGUGCGCAGGUCGCCGAUGUUGUUCUCCCAGGUGCCGCCUACACAGAGAAGUCUGGCACCUAUGUCAACACUGAGGGUCGUGUCCAGAUGAGCCGUGCCGCAACUUCGUUACCUGGUGCAGCCCGGACUGACUGGAAGAUCAUCCGAGCAGUCAGUGAAUUCUUGGGCGCAGCUCUUCCAUACGACGACGUUGCCCAGCUUCGUGACCGCAUGGUGGAGAUCAGUCCUGCCCUGGCUAGCUACGAUAUUGUCGAGCCAGUGGCACUGAAGCAGUUGAGCAAGGUGCAGUUGGUGGAUCAGAACAAGGGAAGCAAGGCAACUGGAGCACCGUUGAAAAAGGUUAUCGACAACUUCUAUUUCACAGAUGUUAUUUCAAGAAGUUCGCCAACAAUGGCAAGAUGUUCAGCAGCGAAGGAGCAGAAUAACCCAGAGACGAACUUCAUGGCUUCAGGCUACUCGAGUCAAUCUCCUAACGGACAGGUUGCAUACGGGUCGUAAUCUUGUAUUUUGUAUUUCCUUUCGUCGCUGCAUUGGUGUUGGCUGUGUAUAUAUGGGAAGAAGUAGUAAAAUACAAAGAAUGCAAGAAAGUAAACAAAUCGCUUCUGACUUUAAUGUUUGUAAGGGCGAGUCUGUUCUGAAUGAACUUUUUGCAUUAAUAGUUGAUCUGUCGCGACGAAAUCAAAUCUAAUCCUGUUACAUACUGUACAUCAAUAUCACUGAAACGAAGAGAGAUGAUAAUUCCUUCCUUCGUCCUUCCAUUGGAUCGAGGUCCAGUAUUUGGUCCCAAUCGUUUCAUUCCAUCCCACCCAACGCCAUUCAUGCAUGCACAGCAUUCAUCGCCUGCCCAGGAAUAACAGCUCUCUCGAGCACCGCCCAUAGAAUAUCCCGAUUCGUAUCCACAUCACCACCCGUGCAAAUCCGGGUAUAGAAUCUCUCCUCCCCUCCACACUCUGCAAACUCAACCAGAGUAAUCCCUUAUACCGGUAGAGCGAACUUCUUUCCCUUGAGGACCUUGGUGUAGUAAAUCCAGAAGAAGUCCGAGUACAGCACAGUCUGGACUAAUCCAGCCAUAACGGAAAUACCAUCCCAGUGUCCCUCCGCCCAGUACCGAUAGAUCCAAUUCGGAAUAUACAGCGCGCGAUAACUACCCAGCGCAAACAAAUAAUGCGUCGUAAUCGUCUCGGCCUCGCCAGUCCUCUGCAGCAAAAACAGCUGCGGCAGAAUUGCGACAGAUUCCAACCAGAUGCUAAACGCCCACAUGAUUUCCGACGGUGUGUACUUGUAUGGGAAGAUGAUCGCCAGGACGAGCGAGCCGCCGAGAAGGUACUGCACGCGGAAGGUGUCAAUGUUGGGGUCGUGCGUGGGCUUGUAGGCUGUGGUCAUGAGGUAGAUGGUGUAGCCUGAGGAGCCGAGGAAGAGGAGCUUGAAGAUGGUGUUGUAGGCGCUGUCGCCGAAGGUCCAGAAGAGGUCGAUGUAGCGGGUUACGUAGACCAUGAGGUAGAGGGCUUGGGAUUUGAAGGAUAUGCCGGAGCAGGACUGGGGGGGGUUGGUAUUAGCUCGGUGAGUUCUGGGGUUCUCGUGAAGCGAGGAUGGAAGAGUGUGAGGAAAAGUAAGAAAAGGGAGGAAGGAAGACGAGCAAUUUAAUUGAAAUGCUUUAAAGGAAGAUACGUACAUUCGUCUGGUGCAUUUUAUGUAAUAAGAUCAAAAUCGAGACCAGAUGGGAGAGAUCCCCUAAACCAAUCUGUCAACAUCUCUCCUUCCACCUCUCCCGGAGCGAACCUCAACACUUACCCAGCACUCUGAAAAGAUUCAUGAUGGCUGUCGUAACGCCUCAGCGUUGAAGUCUUUCGUCGCCGUACAACGCGAUAUGAAGGAGUGGAUAGCUGCUCGCCUUUGGCAGCUACUUCGUUGUGUUUCGUGGCAAUGGGGUUGUUGAAGGUGCGUUGGCGCAAAUGUAUUGAAUUGAGCUGGAUGAGGACACGCAACUACGCGAUUUCCCUUUCUUUGGAGGGCGCUUGUCGCUUGGAGAUCUGACUCUUGGCAGGCGGG